Effrenium voratum is the source of this 1539-nucleotide messenger RNA. The record is from the annotation of a GenBank genome assembly. Lineage: Eukaryota; Dinophyceae; Suessiales; Symbiodiniaceae.
AUGCUCACCUUUGAUGCACUGGUGCAAGACAUCAUUCAGAGACGUGGCAAGCUCGGUACCAAGGAGGGUGCCGAUUCCGUCCAGGACUACCACGAGGUGUGGGCCGCCUUUGCCAACUAUGUGCGGGCAUGCAUGGAUCAGAGGCGGGGACUCCAACUCAGCAGCUUCUGCAAAAUCGGCUGGACCAUGCUGAAGAAGCUAGGCAAGACCUCCUACCGGCCGUAUUUCCACUUCUCAGACGCGUUCGUGCGUGCCUACCUCUCGCAGGAGGCCGCGCGGAAGCACACGGGGCAGGUGCCCCAGGGUGACCUUUGCGCCUUCGAGGACUUCAACUUUAGUAAGGCCGCUCUGAAGUUUUCGAACCAACUCACGAAGGACCAGGUCUUCACCAUGCUGCGGGCAUUGAUACAGCGCAUGGGCGAGAACAUCUCAGAGGGCAGGGAGAUGGACAUUGCUCUGGGCGAUUUGGGCAAGUUUGUUUACCGUAGUGAUCGAGAUCCACGAUUUCUGUUUGCAGCAGGGUUCUACAAGGAGGAGGGCGUGCCGCCGCCCACGGCAGAGCCCACAGUGCCAGGGGCCCCCGCUUUCCGCAAGGAGGCGCCGCAGGCCGCCUCCCUGGGGGUGCGCGGCGCCCAGCCAGGCGCGGCGCCCACUCCGCCCAGGGCUGCUCAGACGCAGCCGGAGGUGAUGACCAUGCCUAUGACACAGCCGGAGCUGCAGUGCUUCGAGGGCGGCGCUCCGCGGGCAAUGGGAGAGGGGGAGAUGGAGAAGUCGGCUGUGCCGGGGCUGACAGCGCUGCAGUUCAAGAAAGAGAUCGCUUUCAAGGAAGCCAUGGAUAGACAUAUUGCAGCAAUGGAGGCACACGCGCACGAAGCCGUGGCAGAGAAGGAUGCUUGGGACAGCCACGUGAGCGAGUGCCUGCUGCAAGAGCGUGAAGAGAUCCAAGCUCGCAAAGAGAGGAACCACAUGAACCUGCAUUUCCUGAAGCACCAGAUGGCUCUUGGGGAGCACAAGCGCAAAGAGCAGAGGAAGGACGACAUCGAGGCUGCCUCAGCUCACGACUUCCCAGCCUUCUCAGAGGUCCACCCAGACGAGAUGAAGGACUUCGUCAAGGGCCAGCAGGCGAAGGUGCGAGAAGCGCUGGAUGACCAGGUGCGUACCAACAACACCCUCCGAAACCUCGCGAAGCAGAAGGACCUCGCCUUGGAGCUAAACCAGCUCCAGGCCAACCGCGAGGAGCUGGCGAUGCUGCGGAAUGCGGAGCGUGCGAAGAAGGCCUACGACAAAGAAGCGCUGGCCACGGCAUGGAAUGCAGAUAUCCGCAUGAAGAACAUUUGGAAGGCCAUCGACAACCACAGCAAGGUGGCCCCUAAGGGGCCUUCCAAGGUCACCCUAGAUGAGUCCCUGCCGCCCUCACGCGCCGGUUCCACUGUGUCUGCUGGGCGGAUCAUGACGGGCUCCGUGCGCCGGACCCCGCUGGGCUGCUCCACUUCCAUGAGCCAACUGGAGGCGCGAUCCAAUGGCAAAGGACUCUACUAA